AUGUUCAGGAGAGUAGCAGCAGCAGUUCCCGCCCAGGCCGGCCGAGUGCUCGCAACCGCCGCCAGACCCAGCAUCGCCUCGCCCCUCCGCACAGCAGCACCCACAGUAUCAGCAGCCGGCAGGCGGCAAUACCACGAGAAAGAUAAGUCGCAUCUUUGCGCACUAACAUCCGCAGCACUGCUCGACCACUACAGCCGUCCCCGCAAUGUUGGCUCCAUGUCAAAGACCGACACGGACGUUGGUACCGGUCUUGUCGGCGCGCCCGCAUGUGGCGACGUCAUGAAGCUGCAGAUCCGCGUCGACCCCAACAACAACACCAUCAGCGACGUCAAGUUCAAGACAUUCGGCUGUGGUAGUGCGAUCGCAAGCUCGAGCUACCUGACAGAGCUUGUCCGGGGUAUGACAUUGGAGGAUGCCGCGAGGAUCAAAAACACCGAGAUUGCAAAGGAGUUGUGCCUGCCGCCUGUCAAGCUUCACUGUUCCAUGCUCGCAGAAGACGCAAUCAAGUCCGCCAUCUCGAAUUACUACACCAAGAACCCCAAUGCCCGUGCAACAGACCUCGGUGGCAAGUCUGCGCCGCUGCCCAAGGUCGAGGUUGAGACUGUCUCCGCUACCGCGUAGACAUGGGAUGAAGGAGACCCGAAAUUGAGAAUGAUAUUGAUACCAGGAGACGGGGGGAACAUGACGUGGAGAUGAAAUUUUGGAACGACUGGGACGUGGAGCUAUAUUGAAAACUCUACCUUGCGUGCUACCACCAUCACGCCUU
Boeremia exigua is the source of this 766-nucleotide messenger RNA. Its product is annotated as iron sulfur cluster assembly protein-like protein 1. Gene Ontology annotation, molecular function: 2 iron, 2 sulfur cluster binding; ferrous iron binding. Bases 1 to 621 code for a protein of 206 amino acids. NCBI's taxonomy places the organism in Eukaryota, Fungi, Ascomycota, Dothideomycetes, Pleosporales, Didymellaceae. The transcript is spliced from 3 exons. Gene Ontology annotation, biological process: intracellular iron ion homeostasis; iron-sulfur cluster assembly. The record is from RefSeq and is a predicted model, not a curated record. Gene Ontology annotation, cellular component: mitochondrial matrix; cytoplasm.